UUCUUUACCAAGUAAAUGAAGUAUUACUUGCUUGAAGGUGGGAAGCAACAACACACACACAUGAACAACAAUAUCAAACAAUCAACACCUGCAACAACUACCAACAACCAAUGACUGAACAACAAUGAAGAUGAACACCAAAUACCUAAAACUCUUCAUCUUCCUCUUCCUCCUCAACUCCAUCACCCUCAUCCUCUACUUCUCCUCCCACCCCCACCUCUUCCACCACCGUCCCACCACCCCCACCACCACCACCCACCACCAAUCCACCAUCUCCGACCACACCCACCUCCCAUCUCCCCCCAAUUCCAACAAACCCUGGCCAAUCUUACCUUCCUACCUCCCAUGGUCCUUAAACCCCAACACCCACUUCAGAUCAUGCGAAUCCUACUUUGGCAACGGCUUCACUCGCCGCAUCGAUCUUCUAAAACCGGUUCAAACCGGUGGGUGGUUCAGGUGUUUUUAUAGUGAGACGCUGAGGAGUUCGGUGUGUGAGGGUGGGGGGUUAAGGAUGCAUCCGGAGAAGGUUAAGAUGUCAAUGGGUGGUGAGGUUUUGGAGAGUGUGAUUGGUAGAUCGGAGGAUGAGGAGUUGCCGGAGUUUGAAGAUGGGGCCUUUGAUUUAGUGGGUCAGAAGAGGGGCGUUGAGAGGGUUGCUAGUGAGGGGUUUUUGAAUGAGUUUGUUCCGAGAGGGGCGGUUGAGAGGCACACGAUGAGGGAUUUGAUCGGUUCGAUGCGGUUCGUUGGGGCGGAUGAGUUCCAUUGCUCUGAGUGGGUUGAGGAGCCAACGCUUUUGAUCACCCGUUUCGAGUAUGCAAACCUUUUUCACACUAUAACAGACUGGUACAGUGCCUACGUGUCUUCAAGAGUUACCGGCUUGCCAAACAGACCUCAAAUAGUUUUUGUAGAUGGUCACUGCAUGACACAAUUGGAAGAAACAUGGAAAGCCGUAUUCUCGGGUUUGCGAUACGCUAAAAACUUCAGCGGGCCCGUUUGCUUUCGUCACGCUAUCCUUUCACCUUUGGGCUACGAAACCGCUAUGUUCCGUGGUCUAUCCGAAACCGUCGAUUGUGACGGGGCUUCGGCCCAUGAUUUAUGGCAGAAGCCCGAUGACAAAAAAACAGCCCGAAUCUCGGAAUUCGGGGAGAUGAUACGGGCCGCGUUUUCACUUCCGUUACACCAACAACACCACAGCUCAAAAUCCGGUUCACGAAAUCACAACGUCUUGUUCGUCAGGCGCGAAGAUUAUCUCGCACAUCCCCGCCAUGCUGGCAAGGUGCAAUCGAGACUCAGUAACGAACAAGAAGUAUUCGACGCGUUAAAAAGCUGGUCAACGGGUCAUACCGAAUGUAAAAUUAAUUUAAUCAACGGGCUUUUUGCGCAUAUGUCGAUGAAAGAACAGGUGAGAGCGAUUCAAGACGCAUCGGUUAUCGUGGGUGCGCAUGGGGCGGGACUUACUCACAUAGUGUCGGCAACACCGGACACAGAAAUACUAGAAAUCGUUUCUAGCGAGUAUCGAAGGCCUCAUUUUGAACUAAUUUCGAAAUGGAAAGGACUAAAUUACCACCCGAUAUAUUUAGGUGGGUCCCACGCUAGUCCCUCGGUAGUUAUUGCCAAGCUCAGGGACAUUUUGAAGAACAUAGGAUGCUGAUAGCGUCACGAGGUUAAAAUAUGUAAACUGAUACGCGGUUAGAUAAUUUUUGUUGAUAUGAUUCGGGUUUGUUGAGGGUUAUGGGUUGAAAGAUGAAGCAGUUGACUGUAGAUGAAUGGGUCGGGUCAAAGCGUGCUGCUGCUUCAGCUGCUGUUAUCGGGACAUUUAUAUAUAUACACGGCUACCACUGAUUGACAACAUUGAACAUAAUUACUGUAAUAUUUGGGAGAUUGUAAACAUGUGCAGACUGUUGAGUUUUGAUUCUGACAUUUUGCUGUUUUGUUAUGAAGUUGUGUUCAUUUGAGGUUA
Messenger RNA from Helianthus annuus (common sunflower), 1957 nucleotides. RefSeq names its product beta-1,2-xylosyltransferase. The coding region runs from base 125 to 1648 and encodes 507 amino acids. The transcript has 3 exons. NCBI's taxonomy places the organism in Eukaryota, Viridiplantae, Streptophyta, Magnoliopsida, Asterales, Asteraceae. The record is from RefSeq and is a predicted model, not a curated record. Gene Ontology annotation, molecular function: glycosyltransferase activity.